CACACACACACACACACACACACACACACACACACGGCCGGUGCGAUGUUGACGCCCGAGUUUGAGCUGCAGCAGGAUGAUGGCCACGUGCUGCUGACCAUCCGUGCGCCCUAUGUCAAGGCCAAUGAUGUGGAUUGGUUGAUCGAUGGAAACGUGUUUCGGUUUCACAUCAAACCCUACUUUCUCCGGCUCUGCUUCCAACAAUCCCUCGCCAACUCGGGCCUCGAGCAAGUGGCCUACGACAUUAACACGGGUCACUUUACCUUUAAGCUUCCCAAGGAGACACCUGGCGAGCACUUUGAAGGCCUCGACUUGCACAACCUACUCUUGCGUUCCACCCAAGCCUCAGCCCAAGCCGCCGCCACCGCCACCCGCCCCAGCAUUGAGGUGCUCUCGAGCACCCCUGCCGCUGCCGAUCUCGAAGCCGCCGGUGCCGAGCCCGGUGCUGCUCCGGAAGAGGGGGGCGAGGACGAUGGGUUCGACUGGGAAGUGGAGCAAGAACUGGCUUCAACUCUGGGAAAUAUUCACGUGGGCCACCGUGAUGGCUACGGGUUUGACGCCAAACACACUGAUGUCGUCGGUCGCCUUCAAGCCAACGGCUUUCCUGAGUUGACACGCCUGGCCGACCCCGAGAAUGUAGACAACGAUCAACGCGCCCAGCUGCGGGUGGAUGCCGAAGAGGCCGAUUUUGAUGAAGAUUACUACUGGGCCGAAUGCGAGGACUUUUAUCAGCUGAUUGUCCCGCUGCUGCGUGCACCCGGACCACACGCCGAGUAUGUGGCGCAGUGUGCACGCCGGCACACCGACGCACGGUCGCAUACCUGCUAUGCCGUGGCAUGCGCUGGGCCUCGCUGCUACUCCAGCGCUUGUCGUGCCGUGCAUUUGAAGAAAGGCACGCCCGCGCCGCUGCCCAAGGCAUAUCGUGUGCGCUUGGAAGGAUUGCCCAAACGCGAGCUCCUGCCAACCAACACGGCCCCGACACUUUUGGUCAACAUUCUUGACCUCCUGCUCACUUACUGCUAUGAAUAUCGCAUUUGGGGCGGUGACUUGACUCCCGAAUCCGUCCGGACCAUGGCUCAGCUCUCGUCCACCCUCUCGCAUCUGCAGCUCUUCACACACGCCAAGGACGUGCUCCAGGCCUUUGGUCGUCGCGCGCUUUGCUACCCACUGCGCCGACACUGGGUCUUGGUGGUGGCCACCUUCCGAGAUGUACAAACGCUUUUUGCGGCCGGUAAACGCGCACUCGUCAUGGUCCUUCUUGACAUGAAGGCGCUUUUUGACAAAGACGAAGUCUUCUAUCCCUUUGUUGACCUAUUCCUUGUCGAUGCCAUUCUUUGGCUGCUCCAGCACUGCCCAGAGCGAGCUGUGGCCACUCUUGCCGAGUUUUUGGCGAGCGUGCCCCUCAGCCCACCUCAGUUUCGCGAUUUGCCCGAUGUUUCACAAUUUGAGCUUCCGGCCGCCGAGUCUGAGUCUGGCGAGUCCGAGUCCAACUCGGGUUCAGAUUCGGGAUCAGACGGCAGCGAGAGUGAUGAUGAGGGCGAUGACGCCAGUGCCACGGACAGUGAUGACGUCAGUGCUGGCGAGGCCAUCUAGCAAAAGAGUUGCAAAACCACAUUUACUUAAUGGGUCGGCAUGGCAGUGGGGUGGGAGAGUCUGGGUCACCAUUGUGUUGCUGUCCCGUUGCCUGCUCGCAGUGGAGUGGGUUGAGCUACUGCGUAGUGUCGCUCCUCCCCCCACCCUUUUAUUCUUUGGAGUUUCUUUGACAUGGUAUGUCUACCAAGCUUGUGAAUUGACGUGGGAAUAUGCGCACCAUCGACCUGGAACAAAGUCACCGACUUCAUCUCAACUGUCACGUCACUGGGGUACAACCCUGCAUCAGGACCAGAGCUGAAGUCAACUGGGGCUCUUACUCAAGGUAUUCUUGCAUAGUGGCCAAUCGCGACAUGAUAUCAUCAGCAGAGAACGCACAGCGCUCCAGGGCAAAGGCCAUUGCUCCACGCGACGAAUCAGCGAGCGUCGGCGAACCCAUGCCAUUGACAGACUGUCGGAAGUAAAGGACGCAUGUGAAAUCCCAGGAUCCUUCAGAGCUGAGGGCGCGAUGGACGCGGGGUUGGUUGUUUUUAGAUCUGCACGAACACACGCACCAAUUCAAUGCCGCUACU
Monosiga brevicollis MX1 is the source of this 2162-nucleotide messenger RNA. RefSeq lists its product as uncharacterized. The transcript has 6 exons. Lineage: Eukaryota; Choanoflagellata; Craspedida; Salpingoecidae. Gene Ontology annotation, biological process: box H/ACA snoRNP assembly. The record is from RefSeq and is a predicted model, not a curated record. The coding region runs from base 46 to 1593 and encodes 515 amino acids. Gene Ontology annotation, cellular component: cytoplasm; nucleoplasm.